Messenger RNA from Lathyrus oleraceus (garden pea), 1161 nucleotides. RefSeq lists its product as uncharacterized. The transcript is spliced from 4 exons. Lineage: Eukaryota; Viridiplantae; Streptophyta; Magnoliopsida; Fabales; Fabaceae. The record is from RefSeq and is a predicted model, not a curated record. Bases 1 to 1161 code for a protein of 386 amino acids.
AUGUCUGAAUCGAAUCAAACAUAUGUGAAGCUAUCAGGAUCCUCCCCAAAAAGCACACCAACAAAAGACCCAUUGACUCGAAGGUUGAAAGAAGUUGCUCGAAAACCUCCGGUGAGUCCCCUACAAAUCCAAAAACCCACUGCUACCCCCAUCACCGUGGACUCUAACGAAGAUGACAUGUCGCCUAUUCUGGAUCUCACUUCGAGGAAGAGGAAGCCACAGCCAAAACCCAUCGACCCCUCGAAUCAACCAAACACAAAACUCUCAAGAAAAAGGUUCGCUGCACUUGUUAUCCAAGAACCUACUCCUGAAGAAAUGGCAAGAGUAACAGCAGCUCAAAGCGAGAGCGACAAUUCUAGCCCCAAGGUCGAAGGUUAUAAGGGUGACGCGAGCACCAUCAUUCCUCCCAAGAAAGCUUCCUCCUCCAAGCCUGCCUCUAUGCCAGAUGUUUUGAACAGCACUGACGAGCCCACCUAUCGACCAUCCUCUAAAAAGUGGUCCAUGAGCGAGAUUAAUCAACCUCCAACCGGUACCCUCGAUGCUUCGCCACCAAAAACCACCACUCAACAUUAUCAUACCAGUGACUCUGGUCAUGAGACUGACUCGAGCGAGGAAAAUGAGGCCCAAGGUAAUCAAGUCCCUAUGGUUGAGGAUGAACUAGAUGAUGAUGAAGAAACCCCCGGGGCUGGUCUACACACAGCGGCAGAAAUGAAUGAGCCUCAGAGCGAGGGAUGGGGCGUCGAAGACAUGGUGGUAGAGAAAGCGAAUGAAGGAAAUCUGGCGACUAACCCUGAUAACAUCGAGAGCCAAACAAAAAGAAGAGCCAAUGUGGGUGAAGAACAUGCUCAAACUCAAACCCCUGCAAUGGCCGACAAUCCAACGGUUGGCGUUUCGUCAAGUAGCAUUGGUGUCAUUUCUGCAGAAAAGUUGGUUAUCUUAAAGAGAAGUCAACCACUGGAGUAUUUAAAGGCGAUGUUAAAUUGUAGGGAGAGUUAUUUUGAUCAGAGUCAUAACACUUCAAUGUCAGAAGAUCAGCCUUCGAGCACCUCUGCGGGCGAAAUCCUUUCUAAAAUCAAGGACAAAGUCUUUAAGGGUGACUUGUUUCUAUUGUUGUUGGUUGAUCCUUCUGCCCCUUUAACUCUGAAAGCUCUUCUUAUCUAG